Molecule: messenger RNA, 6285 nt
Organism: Lytechinus pictus (painted urchin)
Lineage: Eukaryota; Metazoa; Echinodermata; Echinoidea; Temnopleuroida; Toxopneustidae
Product: translation initiation factor IF-2, mitochondrial-like
Exons: 14
Coding region: 395-2620 (741 amino acids)
Biological process (GO): translational initiation
Cellular component (GO): cytoplasm
Molecular function (GO): GTP binding; GTPase activity; translation initiation factor activity
Source: RefSeq, a predicted model, not a curated record
CCUCACGCUAGAUGCCCCUCCCCUCAGAGUCGAUCAGACCAGGCCCAGGGCCUCCCCAAACUUCCCAAGCCAAUUUCCGUUUUCUCCUUCUCUCUCUCUUUCUCUGAUAUUGUAUUUCCUUUCACUUACAAAUUUACUUGUAUACUAUAGGCCUAUAAUCUACAUUUCUCAGAAGAAUGUUUCACUUAGUGGGGCAGAACUCAAACUCAGACUCAGAGCAGCAAGAGAGACACACACAGUUCCCGCGGGCCUGCCGCGCCCCGGCGCGGCCGGCCACGCAGCAUGCAGCGAGCUAGUCGCCGGAGGAUUCAGUCGGACCUGCCGAGGCGAGAUAUUUCUCGUGAGAUUGUUGGAAUAAAUAGCCGAGGAAUUCAUGCAAAAGAAGUAGACUAAAAUGUCUCUACUACAGAAUGGGAGGAUGAGCUACUUGAUGCAGCGAUUCUUCAAACAGCAGUUCAGGCAACAAUGCAGAAGGAGCCCAAUAGUUCCAACCCCUGCUCAUCCUGCAAGACAUGUCCAAAUCCUUACGGACUUUGGAUUCUUCAAGAAUGAGCGUCCAGAUGCACAGAUUCAUCAGAACAGAAAUGGCAUGCUAACAACCCCAUGCAUUUGGAGAAGGGGCUAUGCUGGGGGUUCAACCAAUAAAACCAAACUGGUAAAGAAGGGACCUCGUCCUGGAAAGAAAGAUAAGCAGCAGCAUCAAGCAGAGGUACUCCUGAAGAAGAAAGUAAUUGCUGUUUCAGGACCAAUGACAGUGAAACAGCUUCAAGAAGCUAUGGGUGUAGAGGAAGAUUACAUCUAUGAAUUUCUAUUAGAUACAGACGUUGACUUUUCUCCAUCAUCAGUUCUGAAGCCGUCCAUCAUUGAAGAUAUUGUGACUGAUUCGGACAUGCAUUAUCUACGUAUCAAGAAAAUGAAGGAGAAACCAACCAAAGACAAGGAUGAAUAUCCCAGACCCCCAGCUGACCCCUCACUGCUGAAGUCCCGCUCACCUGUAGUGACCAUCAUGGGCCAUGUUGACCAUGGAAAGACCACUCUCCUGGACACGUUACGUAAGACCUCUGUAGCGGCCGGUGAGGCAGGAGGUAUCACUCAGCAUAUAGGAGCAUUCCAGGUAAAGCUUCCAUCUGGUCAAAUCAUCACUUUUCUGGACACACCGGGUCAUGCAGCCUUUAAAGCCAUGAGGGAACGGGGUGCUGAGGUAACCGACAUUGUGGUACUGGUCGUUGCAGCGGAUGAUGGUGUCAUGGAACAGACAAGAGAAUCUAUCAAAUAUGCAAGGAAUGCUGGAGUUCCCAUCAUUGUAGCUUUGAACAAAUGUGACAAACCUGAUGCUGAUCCAGACUUCACAAGGAAAGAUCUUCUUGCCAAUGACAUUGUCAUUGAAGAGUAUGGAGGAGAUAUCCAAUGUGUAGAGAUUUCAGCACUCAAGGGUCAUAAUCUAGAAGCUCUGUGUGAGGCAGUGAUGACACAAGCAGAAGUCCAGGAACUGACCGCAGACCAGACUGGUCUAGCUGAAGGGGUCAUUGUGGAAUGCAAAGUGGACAAAGGAAUGGGGCCAGUGGUCACGCUGAUUGUCCAGCGUGGUAUCCUGAAAAAGGGGGCAGUGUUAGUAGCUGGAACAGCCAAGUGCAGGGUGCGUGCCAUGCAGAAUGAAAGGGGAGAGCCCAUGGAGCAAGCAUUACCCAGUCAACCUGUGGAAGUUACAGGAUGGAAGGAGACCCCCGCUGCGGGAGAUCAAGUCUUACAAGUUGAAUCUGAGAAGCAGGCCAAGGAGGUAAUCAAGUGGCGGGAGGAGAAAGCAUCCUCAUCCAAGCUAGAGGAGGAUGCGGUUGUUGUGGAGAAGAAGACAAGUGAGCAUCGGAGGAUGUAUGAAGCACGACGGGAGGCUCACUCCAAGAUGCAUUGGAGGGAGAUUAGGGCAGAGAAGGUGACUGCGAGGUUCCUCAAAGAGAAAGAAUCUACCCCUUCAGGGGAUCCUGAGCUUAACUUGAUUAUCAAAGGUGAUGUUGAUGGUUCAGUGGAAGCCAUCUUGGACACCCUAUCCACCUACACAGCCCACCAACAAUGCAAACUCAACAUCCUCAACUUCGGGGUUGGGGUCAUAUCGGACAAAGACGUGGAGCUUGCUAACACGUUUAAUGGUGCCAUUGUGGGAUUCAACGUGGCUGCUACAGAAGAUGCCGAGGAGAUGGCAAAGGCUAAAGGAGUGCCUCUCAAAAUGCAUAAUAUUAUCUAUAGACUGGUGGAUGAUCUCAGAGAGGAUCUUAGCAGGAGGUUACCCCUGUUGGAACAGGAAUCUGUAAUAGGAGAGGCAGCUGUCCUACAACCGUUUGAGAUCUCUAUCGGCAAGAGGAAAGUCAGUGUAGCAGGAUGCAGGGUGGACAAGGGAGAACUCCAAUCAAGGGGGCUAUUCAAGCUUAUUAGGAAUCAGAAAACUAUUCAUCAGGGACCCCUGGCAUCAUUGAAACAUCAUAAAGAUGACGUCAGCAAUGUGAAACGAGGAUUGGAGUGCGGCGUUAGGUUUGAAGAACAAUUGGACUAUGAGAUUGGAGACACUAUUAUAUGCUACGAGAUAGAGAGAAUACCUCAAGAAAUUGAAUGGGAACUUGAUUUCUGAUUAUGGAUGAUAUCGAUUUAGUUACAUUGAACUGGACAAAUUCUGUUAAAAGAAAAAUUAAAUUGUUGGUUGAUGUGAGGUCAGUUUUCUGGCAGAAUGUGAAAUGGAACACAUUGAAAAAUUUGUACUUGUGAAGUGCAUGUACUGUAUAUACAACAGUGGUCAAGGAAUUCCACUGUUUUCAUGGCUUGGUCAGCUCUCUUAAUUCCGUGCUCUAAGCAAACAAGGAAUUGUGUACUAGAUUUACGCCUCCAUGGAUGAUGAAAAAUGCAGUAGUAAUGUUGUGCAGAAGCAGUAGCUGUGAUCGAACUCGGGCUACAAGAUCCUCAGCUUGAAGCAAAAAUACACAAGACUACUGUACUACAUCAGUUUCAGAUCUGAGAGUGCUUCAUGAAGGGACUUGUUAGAUGUUUUAUCCAAUAUUCACCACAGUAAAAUGUAGAUACUUAUGGGCAAUUCCAUAGGUUGGUGGACAUGAGCUCAAUGUGUCUUUGUACAUAUAGCCCAUCUGAACCGUAACGUGUGUAACCACUUUAUCUGCACCCCUAGUAAAAACCAUGUGUUCUUUAUAUUUUGAAUUAUUUACAAAUUUGUCUCCCUAAUAUACUUCUUUGAAAUGGAUAUAAUCAACUUUCAUAAAAGCCUUGCAUGAGGACACUUUUUACUUAUGUCCACUUUUCAUUUUAUGCAUGUCCAAAUCAUGUAACAUGAGUAACCGACACAUUUCAAAGAUUUGCCAGGAGCAUAAUGAAAUUUCCCAAGUUUUGUUUUUAUACAAAGGAUAGUCAGACUGCGUACUAUGUUGUGAUAAAGAGAUGUUUAGUUCCUAUCAAUAAUAAUGGAGUUCGUUACGAAACUUUGUGUUUAAGAAUGGAUCUCAUCUGACACCCCAAUUUCAAAUUCCAAGCUACUUUCACUCGCCCCCCCCCCAUCCCGAUAUCAACAAGGAAUGGUUAUCCUUAAGUAAACAACCACGCACUCUCCCAGAUAAUCCACCUUCCCCCAAGGAGAAGUGACCUUCAUAAGGCCUGGCAGAGAGAGAGAGAGAGAGGGAGUUAACUGGGGGUGAUUUUUUAAAACUUAUUGUUAUUUCGGCAAUUGUGGGUCAUUUUGCAUCGUUCAAAAUUUCAGUUCGAUCUCCAUCUAAAUAUUGAAUCGUUUUUAGACAUGCUAAUAUCCUAAAACAAAUAGAAUACAAAUUUAUUCUUUCAAGAUUACUGUCAGCCAGGAAGCUCUGAAGAGUUUGUUUAUACUAUUACGUAACAAGGACAGCUGCAAUCCCACUCAAUGCCGUUCAUCAGCCUGAUGUGGUGGCAUGCACAGUGUUUUAUCGGCUCUUAUCAGCAGCUGCAGUCACUAAAUCGACCCCACCCCAGUUUAAACGAGAGAAAUGAAACUUUCCCCAAAACUGAAAGUGGGGUGUCAAUACCCCACUUGAGCUCCCGUUGACUUAUACACGCAAGGCAUCAUCAGCAGUCAGAUGAACCCCACCCCAGUUUAAACGAGAGAAAUGAAGCUCUCCCAAAAUCUGAAAUUGGGGUUUCAAAUACCCCACCUGAGCUCCCAUUGACACAACAUGCAAGGCAAUGGAGUUCCUGUGUUAUAAGCUGGUGGGGUAUUUUUUAAACACAGGAUUCGCGUAAUGUACAGCUCCAAGUAUGAGUCAAGGUGUCUCCAAAUGUAACGUGAGUAACCGUGGAAUAGCCCUUAUGCUUUUUAAAGCCAUCACACACCUUACGUCUGGUCCUCAAUCUGAUUUUGGAACAAUUCGCAUUUUGCUCAUUUACUGAAAAUGUGAAUGAAAAGUAUCUUUUUAUUUCAGGUUCAAAUUAACUGAAAGAAUAUUAAAAUAUAACAAUUUUUGAUGAUUGCAAACCUUUAUUUUGGAGUAAAGGCCAAAUUAGUUUAAAAUCAUAGCCAAGCGUACGAUUGCUAUGACGUCAUUAGGACUACAUAUUAAAAUUCGAUUUUAUUCUUAUAAAGUUAAUAGCAUAGUCACAGAUUUGAACACAGUUAUUCCUACAAUGAUUUAGAACAUUGCACAGUAGGAAAAUCCAUGUAUCAAUAGUAGCAUCAAAUUCUACGUAUUAUUUCAAAAUCGGGUCACAGACCAAUCGUAAGGUGUGUGGUGGCCUUUAGCCAAUCAAAGUUAAGGAAAAGUUGUCCAACAACAAAUGUUGAUGAAAUGCUCUCGGGUAGGGAGGCACCUUUGAAUGUUUUUCACAGAUCAAUGGUCAUGAGAUCAAAUGUUCCUAUUGUAUGGGAAAAACAAUAUUGAAAUCUGACAUGUACAAGCUUGAAAACUGAAAUACUGUGAAGACAUGGGUACUUCAAUAAAAUAUGUACAUGUGGGCCCUGUCUUACAAAGACUUGUGAUUGAUUUUCUACAUAUGUUUAUUCAUACAUUUACUGUUUUCUUGUCAAUUCAGUAUGCUUCUCUUUGUUUUCAAAGGACAUUGUGCAAAUUUCCUAUAAAAAAAUUAUGACAUUGAUGGAUUUCCAUAUAUUUGAGGUUGAUCAGAUCAAUCUUAACUCUUUGUAAGACGGGGCCCAGACCCGGGGGGGGGGGGGGAGGGCCACUUACAUUGAUGAGUGGAUACCAUGCGUGACCAAAAAAACAUGUAAAAAGGAUGUCUUUUUCAAGAUAGGGCACGUUACGUACGUAUCGUGAUAAGGGUGUCAAAAACACAAAAUUAUUGAAAAAAGGGUAUCUAUUUCGCUCGGAAAAAAUAUACGUGUUUAGGGUCAAAUAUGCGGGGAUGAUGAAACAAAAUCAAAAUGUUUUAUAAAGGAUGUCCUUUUUGCCCCAACACUACGUGUUUAGAGUCCGAUUUGCGCGAGGCGUGGAAGGUGGGGCCGUACUAAACCAAGAUAAUGGUGUGUAAAGGUAAAACGACCGACGGACCCGUGACUUAACAAUAAAAUAUAGCUGUACUUGUUUAGGGGUUCAUUUCGGGGAAUACUUGCCAAGAGUAUCGUUUUGUUUCCAAUACUUGUUAAGGGGUGCAUUUUCAGAAUAUGGAAAAUACAUCGCUGUACUUCUUUAGGGGCUCAAUUCUGGGAAUACUUACCAUAUAGUAUUUGUUUCCAAUACUUGUUAAGGGUAGGGUUUCACACGCCAAUACUUGUUAAGGGGUGCAUUUUCAGAUUAUGGAAAAUAUGUGUUUAGGGUGCUUUUCAAGACCCCGUGGUCACGCAUGGUAUCCACUUGUCAAUGGAAGUGGCCCCUCCGGGGCCCAGACCUUCUACAUGUGGUAUUAUUCUGAAAUUAUUUGUUUGUGUUUCUAGUUCAUAUGGAAGGUUGUAAUGUUCUCAAAUUAUCAUGGCUUGAGGAGGUCAUGAAGUGAAGUAAGACUGGAAACAAAAUAGGGGUCAGGUAUACAAAAAGAUAUGAGAAAGUUAUGAAAAAUUAAAUGGACAUUUUCCAAUUUGCAUGAUAUUGAAAUAAAAUGAGCAUGUCUUUGUAUUUAAAUGCCUCGGUACAUGUAUGAAUAAUUGUUUACCUUUUACAAAGUAAGCAUGCAAAAUACUUGGGUUGUUACUUGUCUGGUAAGCUCCUACCAAAACAAAUGAUUUCUGCCCCACCUAAAAAUACAUUUAUAUCCAAUUUAGAUCCUUGUUAACAUUUAUCAACAUCAGUAGAAUUAAAUUAUUUCUAUCAUGGU